Messenger RNA from Astyanax mexicanus (Mexican tetra), 1752 nucleotides. RefSeq names its product tRNA selenocysteine 1 associated protein 1b (gene trnau1apb). The record is from RefSeq and is a predicted model, not a curated record. Gene Ontology annotation, molecular function: RNA binding. Bases 132 to 1076 code for a protein of 314 amino acids. The transcript is spliced from 9 exons. Lineage: Eukaryota; Metazoa; Chordata; Actinopteri; Characiformes; Acestrorhamphidae.
CGCACUGAACAUACACACAGGGGGAGGAGAGGCCGGACAGGCUGCUCUGAGUAACACAGCUAGUUUAACACACACCGAGUUUAUUUCAGUUUAAACUCAGGCUUAGGGUCAGUGUGCGGACCGGCAGCAGCAUGUUUAACCGAAUGACCAGCCUGUGGAUGGGGGACCUGGACCCAUACAUGGAUGAAAACUUCAUCAAGCAGGCAUUCAGCACAAUGGGGGAGACGGCCUAUGGUGUGAAAAUCAUAACGCACAGAGUCACAGGAGGCUCAGCGGGGUACUGCUUCGUGGAGUUGGCAGAUGAAGCCAGCGUGGAUCGAUGUGUUCAGAGACUGAAUGGGAAGCUGGUUCCAGGGUCAAAUCCUCCCAGGAAGUUCAAGCUGAACUAUGCCACAUACGGGAAAAGGCCCGAACCAGGACCAGAGUUUUCAGUUUUUGUUGGCGACCUCACACCGGAAGUGGACGAUUAUCAGCUUCAUCAGUUCUUUGUGAAAAAAUACCCAUCCUGCAAAGGAGCCAAAGUUGUCACUGAUCCCUACGGGAAUUCAAGGGGUUACGGCUUUGUGAAGUUCAGUGAUGAGAGCGAGCAGAAGAAAGCCCUGGAGGAGUUUCAGAACGCUACCGGCCUCGGAGGCAAAGCCAUCAGAAUUAGCAUCGCAGUCAACAAGAGCAACAAAUCAAACAACUACCACAACCAGGGUCACAACUAUAACAGCAACUACCAGCAGCAGUACUACCAGCAGCCCUACAACAACUACUAUCAGCCCUGGGGCUACGACCAGUACAAUAGCUACAACUAUGGUUAUAAUCCCUAUGCCACACCCCCUCCUGUUCCUCAUGGGAUGAUGGGACCCCCUCCAAUGAUGCCGCCGAUGCCCCCUGACAUGAACGCAGCCACAGAGCAAUCACAGGAUGCCACUGAAGAGGUUGAAGAUAAUGAAGAUCCAAACCCACAAGUGGAUGUGGAAGUAUUGAACAAGCAGUUUAUGGAGCGCAGUGAGGAGCUCUAUGAUUCGCUUAUGAGUUGUUCCUGGCAGCCUAUGGACAGCGUUGCAUCUGAGAUCUUCUGCUCCUGAUUGUGUGCACGUGCUAACUCCUGACCGUGAAGUGGAAAUGCCUUUUUACUCAAUUCUUAAAGCUUUACAGGAUAAAAAUCCAACGUAGUCUGUUUUAUGUGGGACUGCCUGAUACUCAUUCACGUCUGGUUUUUGGACAUUUGCUUUCUUGAACCAGUAAAUAAACAUUGUGUUUUUUUUUUGUUUUUGUGGAGGGGUUUUGCUCCUCACAUGAUGUUCUGUAGAAGCAUAGUUGGACUGCUCCAUAUUUAAAACAUUAUAAAUCAGAUUGUAAAAUUCAAAUCCCUUACAACAACUUUAAUGCUGUAAAUUAUUAGGAGCAGUGUUGGGAGAGGGACAUCAGAAAAGGAGGACAUUAGGAAUGCUUUUUCUGUUUAACUGGUGUUUGUUGAAAGCCCAAAAACACCUACUAGCCACUAGAGAGCAGACUUUCUCAACAAGACGUCAAAACUCUUAAGAUACUAAAGUUGUCAAGUUUCAGAACACCUUCACCCGUCUUUGGUUUCAUGAUAUUAAACAGUGUAGUAGAAGAAGGUUGAAUGCUGCUCUGCCUAACUGAGCUACACUAACUAAUGUAACGUUCUGAACACCCAAACCUUUUACUGUUGCCAUGUGACAUCAUGUACUUUUAAUUUUAUACCUGGAUACAAAAUAAAAGCUUGUUUUCCUUUCGGAA